UGGUGACAGCAUUGCAAAGGCUCCCGUUCCGGCUCCUGCUCGCCAGCUCACUCUGUCCCACACAGAAUCUGAACUGCUUUGGAAGUCACCCAGGACCGCCUCGGAACUAGCUGUCUAAAUAAUCUGUUGGCUACAUAUUCCUGGCUUCCUCGGCUGAGCAGAAACACAAGGGUCGACGCAAUUCUUGUGCUGUUUGCAGGCCAAGUGAAACUGAAGUGGUGCUGAAGAUGGGCCCAGUAGGUGCGGAGGCAGAUGAGAAUCAAACAAUGGAAGCAAAGGUCGAGCCCUUUGGGCCAGGGCACACCACUCCUAGAGGUGAGCUGCCUCCUGACCCGGAACCCGAACUUAUAGACAGCACCAAGCUCGUUGAGGUGCAGGUGGUCCUCAUAUUGGCCUAUUGCUCCAUCAUCUUGCUGGGGGUAGUUGGCAACUCCCUGGUGAUCCAUGUGGUGAUCAAAUUCAAGAGCAUGCGCACAGUAACCAACUUUUUCAUCGCCAACCUGGCGGUGGCAGACCUUUUGGUGAACACCCUGUGCCUGCCAUUCACUCUUAUUUAUACUUUAAUGGGGGAGUGGAAAAUGGGUCCAGUCCUGUGCCACCUGGUGCCCUAUGCCCAGGGCCUGGCAGUACAAGUGUCCACCAUAACGUUGACGGUCAUCGCUCUGGACCGCCAUCGCUGCAUUGUCUACCACCUGGAGAGCAAGAUCUCCAAGCGAAUCAGCUUCCUGAUUAUUGGCCUGGCGUGGGUCAUCAGUGCCCUGCUGGCAAGUCCCCUGGCCAUCUUCCGGGAGUACUCACUGAUUGAGAUCAUUCCAGACUUUGAGAUUGUGGCCUGUACUGAGAAAUGGCCUGGGGAGGAGAAGAGCGUGUAUGGCACAGUCUACAGCCUUUCCACCUUGCUAAUCCUCUAUGUUUUGCCUUUGGGCAUCAUAUCUUUCUCCUAUACCCGUAUCUGGAGUAAGCUGAAGAACCACGUCAGUCCCGGAGCUGCGAGUGACCACUACCAUCAGCGAAGGCACAAAACAACCAAAAUGCUGGUAUGUGUGGUAGUGGUGUUUGCAGUCAGCUGGCUGCCGCUCCAUGCCUUCCAACUGGCGGUGGACAUUGACAACCAUGUCCUUGACCUGAAGGAAUACAAACUCAUCUUCACAGUGCUCCACAUUAUCGCCAUGUGCUCCACCUUCGCCAACCCCCUUCUCUAUGGUUGGAUGAACAGCAACUAUCGAAAAGCUUUCCUCUCAGCCUUCCGGUGCGAGCAGAGGUUGGAUGCCAUUCACUCGGAGGUGUCCAUGACGUUCAAGGCUAAAAAGAACCUAGAGGUCAAAAAGAACAGUGGUCCCACCGACUCUUUUUCAGAAGCUACUAACGUUUAAGAAGGCAGGUGUGAGAGCACACGGAUGAAUUCUGACCGGAGCUACCAAUGUGGUUAGGGAAGGUUUUCCGGUUGGUGCAUGCAGACCUCCCUUUGGAUUGACUGAAAAGCAUCAGAAUGAAGUA
Messenger RNA from Acomys russatus (golden spiny mouse), 1497 nucleotides. RefSeq names its product neuropeptide Y receptor Y2 (gene Npy2r). The coding region runs from base 228 to 1373 and encodes 381 amino acids. Gene Ontology annotation, cellular component: membrane. The transcript is spliced from 2 exons. NCBI's taxonomy places the organism in Eukaryota, Metazoa, Chordata, Mammalia, Rodentia, Muridae. Gene Ontology annotation, biological process: G protein-coupled receptor signaling pathway. Gene Ontology annotation, molecular function: neuropeptide Y receptor activity. The record is from RefSeq and is a predicted model, not a curated record.